AUGGAGCCGUGGCGGCAGUGCGCUCUGUGGCUGAUCAGCUGCCGCGUGCUUCCGCCGCACCACCGCGUCACCUGGCCGUCCGCGCGCGUGUUCGACCUCGCGCAGACGCUGAGGGACGGAGUGCUGCUGUGCCAGCUGCUCAACAACCUGCGGCCGCAGACGGUCAACCUGAAGGAGAUCAACCUGCGCCCGCAGAUGAGCCAGUUCCUAUGCUUGAAGAACAUCAGGACGUUCCUGGGUGCCUGUUCUGAGGUGUUCAGUAUGAAGAAGAGUGAGCUGUUUGAGGCCUUUGACCUGUUUGAUGUGCGGGAUUUCGGCAAGGUUAUGGACACAUUGUCCAAGCUGUCGAACACCUCGAUCGCACUGCAGACUGGAAUAAAGCCGUUUCCGACAGAAGAAAGUGUGGAGGAUGAAGAAAUCUAUAAUCACCUGGAGGACCUGAUAGAUGAGAACGGUGUGGACGACGAGGAGGACCUGUAUGACUGUGUGUAUGAUGAUGAUGAUGGUGGCGAGGUGUAUGAAGACCUGAUGAAGACUGAGGCUGGAGCUCCACCAAAGCAGGCCGAGACGGACAUCAGGAGCUGCUGUCUGGCGGAGAUCAGACAGACGGAGGAGAAGUACACAGAGACACUCGAGUCCAUCGAGAAGUUCUUCAUGCGGCCGCUGGAGCAGUUCCUCCCGGCGGUGGAGAUCGAGAAGGUGUUCGUCAACAUUCCAGACCUGGUGAAGGUGCACAAAAGCCUUCUGCAGGAGGUCCAGAACUCCAUCAAUCACCAAAACUCCAGCAACCUCCACCAAAUCUUCAUGGAUUACAAGGAGAGGUUACUCAUUUAUGGUAAAUACUGCAGCCAUGUCGAGACCGCCAUCGCCUGUCUGGAUGGCAUCUGUAAGGAUAAAGAGGAUGUGAGGCAGAAAUUAGAGGUCUGUUCAAAAAGGGCCAAUAAUGGAAAGUUUACAUUAAGGGAUCUUCUCGUCGUCCCAAUGCAGAGAGUUUUAAAGUAUCACCUGCUUCUCCAGGAAUUGGUAAAACACACUAAUGACGGCACGGACAAGAGCAACCUGCGCAAAGCUCUGGACGCCAUGAAGGACUUGGCCCAGUACGUCAACGAAGUGAAGAGAGACAAUGAGACGCUGAGGGAGAUCGACCAGUAUCAGAAAUCUAUAGAGAACCUCAAUCAGCCUCUGAGUAACUACGGGAGACCGAAGGGCGACGGAGAGGUUCGAGUAGCUUCAGUGGACAAACGAGCCAAACAGGACAGGCACAUCUUCCUGUUCGACGCGGCGGUGAUUGUGUGUAAGCGGAGGGGAGACGUGUAUGAAAUGAAGGAGGUGAUCGACCUCCACAACUUCAAGAUCACCAACAACCCCACCUCAGACAAGGAGAACAGAAAGUGGUCCUACGGGUUCUACCUCACGCACAACCAGGGCCAGAACGGCUUUGAGUUUUUCUUCAAGACCAAAGAGCUGAAGAAGAAGUGGCUGGAACAGUUCGGCAUGGCCAUCUCCAACAUCCGUCCAGAGAAUGGCAACAGCAACUUCCAUGAGUUCCGCAUGCACACCUUCGACAGAAUCACGGCCUGCAGCACCUGCAAGAUGUUGUUGAGGGGUAUAUUUAAUCAGGGUUAUCAGUGCUGUAAGUGUGGAGAAGGGGCCCAUAAGGAAUGUCUCAGCAGAGUGGCUUUGUGUGGAAAAGGCAGCAGCUCCGAUUCAGGAUCCUUCAGGACGCAGGACCGAACACACAGCCGGCGUGUAGAUCCAGGAUUACCGAAGAUGCUGGCUAUAAGGAAUUAUCACGGUGUUCCCAGCCCCAUGUGUGGCCCCGCCCUCAAUAUUACAGAAGGCGACAUCAUCGAGUUGAUCAGAGCGGAUCUACACAGCACCUGGUGGCAGGGCAAAGUCUUGACGACAAGAGAGGUUGGAUACUUUCCAAGCGACGCCGUGAAGCCCUGCCCAUGUGCUAAACCUAUUGAUUAUUCUCCGCAGCCCUGGUUUGCGGGCCGCAUACAGCGUCUGGAGGCGGAGGCGGAGCUUGUGAACAGGAAGAACAGCACAUACCUGGUGAGGCAUCGAGGCCACGACAGUAAUGAGUACGCCAUCAGCAUCAAGUUCAACAACGACGUGAAGCACAUCAAGAUCCUGGCCAGAGACAGCUACUUCCAGAUCGCGGAGAACCGGAGGUUCCGCAGCAUUCUCGAGUUGAUUGAGUACUACAAGCAUCACUCUCUGAAGGAGGGCUUCAGGACGCUGGACACCACACUGCAGUUCGCCUACAGAGAGCCAGAGAACGGAGGAAGCAUCCCAUUGCUCUGCGGCCUUUCUUUUGUAACUCCUGCUGGCUACAGCUUUAUUCCUCCCUCCUCCGCCCCCUUCUGGUCAGUGUUCGCUCCGAAGGUGAUCGGCGUGGCGAUAGCUCGCUAUGACUUCUGCUCCAGAGACACGCGAGAGCUCUCCCUGCAGGAGGGAGACAUGGUGAAGAUCUACACCAAAUCAGGAGCCAACGGCUGGUGGAGAGGAGAGGCCAAUGGCAGGGUGGGCUGGUUCCCCUCCACAUACGUAGAGGAAGGUGAAGAGUGAGUGAGACAAAACUGGAGUGAGAGCUGGACUUCAGUAAAACCCAGAGAGUCUAUUUUGAAAAAUCCAGACUGGACCGGAGCCACGGUGGGACUCUGAGAGGCAGAGAGAGGCCUUCUUUUUUCCUCUUCUCUCUCUCUCUCCCUCUCUCUCUCUCUCCUGCUGGAUGGACACAUUAAUGGCUGGAGUUGAGCUCCAGGACGGCGACCCUGCCGGUCAGGCGGAACGCAGGGAGCAGACUUUUAGCCUUGACCUUUGACCCUUUGGACUAGACCGCUAUCCCUUUACACUCCCGGCAGCCACGGAUCUGUCACCAGAGGAGAUGCUGGGUGUGUGUGUGUGAGUGUGUGUGUGUGAGUGUGUGUGUGUGUGUGUGCGUGUGUGUGUGUGUGUGUGUGUGUGUGUGUUGUGACCUUGAGUUCCACUUACCUGCAGCAUUAUUGAUGAGUCUGUCCCCCUUCCUCUCAGCAGGGGGCUCAGGAGGGGACGUCCUCACUCCUUUCUCUCUCUCUCUUUUUCCCCAUCCUUCUAUUUCUACUCAGAUUAAAGCGAUAGUUUGUCAAAAAAUAUCAAAUUCACAGUCUGGUAGAAAAUACAACCCACUAGAAACUCGCUUGUCUGCGGUAAUUCUGUUACCAUCAGGAUGUGAGAGUUUUAUCUCCUUGGAUACCUGUAAUAAUUUUUAUUACAGCCGCCCCAUAAUAAUCAGAUCCAAUCCGAACAUGGUUUACAGAGUCAGAAGCCACAUAACACUGCUGUCGGACUAAAACCUCGUAUCUCUAUUUUCAGUUUUUGACAUAAUGUGAUAAUAUCUACUGUCCUUUAUAUUGUGUGUAAAUUUCAUGAUGAAUGGAUGCAAAGAAACGGCCCAGAAUCACUUGGAAAAAAAGUCUGGUUCCAUUGACUUACAUUAAAAGUGGAGUAUGUUUUUUCCUUUUCUUGUAAAGUUACCAUUUUGGAGUUACAAGGUUUUCUUCCAACAGCAGCGACAAGCAAACCUGUUAGGGAUUAUCAAACAUUUAUUUAUAAUUUAUUUUUAUUUAGCCUUUAUUUUUACCCAGACAAGUCAUUACGAGAGAGGGAGAAACACCUCUGCAUUCUUUUAGGCAUGCUAAUUGGUGGAGUAUAGACUUCCAUUACUUGUUAGCCACAUUAGCCUCAUAGCCCCAGUGCUAAACCCAAAGAGGCAAACUUCAGAUACUGAACUUGUCCUGACUGAUUGACAGCACUUGUAGUAAAGUUUGGGGGGAAACCAUUUGAUUUGUAGCCAAACUAUCACUUUAAGGUCACAUUGUCACCUCAGUUAGAAAUGAUCUCCAUCAUUUUCCUGUUUUUUUUUCUCGUCCUUCUCUCUCCUCUCCUCUCCUCUCGUCUCCUCCCCCCACUUUCACUUUUCCACUUCAGAAGAGCUGGCUGGUUGUUGUCUGUUUGGGUUUUGCUUUGUUCUCUCGAUAUUUUAUUAUUUUUUUUUCUCCUCCGUUGUUGCUGCUUAUCUCCGGAGAUGUUCCGUGGGCUGUCACGACAUGUUUAUCUGAUUUUGCGCGUUAGCGUAUAGUCGGGGAACACACAACGAGAGAGGAGGCAACAGCCAGGCGGCUGACAGAAAACAAAAGAGCGAGAGAGAGAAUGACAGUGAGAGAGAGAGAGAAGCAGCAGGGUCUCUCCAUCCGAACGGAUCUCAUUAGAUACUACAGCCACUGCCGGCUUAAUCUACUAAUGAGGGGGAUUUAGCCACACAUCAUCAGAACACGUAGUUCUGCCUAAUAACUCCCCACAAAGCCGUCUCGCAAACAGACUGACGCUGCGUUCACAUUACAAGGUCAAAGAGGAACAAAUCUGAUUGGCAGGUGGUUUUUGAGCUCAUCGUUCAAAAUCUGACUCAAUACAGUUUUGUACACAGUCCUUGAUCGCAACAUUGGUAUCAGAGUUGAUGUUUUUGCAGCAGCUUUAACUUGAUUAAAUAUGAAAGUGCUGGUGCUUUCAGGGCUCAGGGGUCAGAUAUCCCUCACUAAUGUAAACUGUCUCGGAUCUGACCUGAAAAUCGGUGGCUUAAAUCGGAUUUUUUGUAAUGUCUGAUUUGAGCAGGAAAGAUUUUCUGCAGUCUGAACGGCAAAAAGCCAUAUAAUAUCAGACUUUUUACAAUCACGUUCAAACCACUUGUGGUUUCAAAUCCGAUUCCGAUCACAUCUCUGGACAUCAGACUCAGAGACUGUUUACACCCUGCAUUAACAUGCAUUGUCUGUGAUCGGAUAUUGAUAAGAUUUCACUCGGCCAUGUGAAAAGCCAGGUGUAAACACACCCAGGACGCAUGGUGAUUAGAUUACGAUCACUUGGUAGAAGUCGCAAACAGAUCUUGACCACAUUCUGCCCAGGUGUAAAUGGAAUGUGUUUUCAUUCUUUUUUGGGGAUUUUUAUCCAAUUGUUUCUGCAAAAUUUAGUCCAAUUUCACCCGCUAGCUAACUCUCAGUCUAUCACACAGCGCCACCAAAGUUGUGAGUUUAAAGGGUAGCACCAGCUUACUCAGAGACCCAAGAACCCCCAAAAAACUGGAGUUAAGUAGCAAAAUCAGUUUCUCCUGCAGUGUGAGCAGAGCCGGUAGUGUGAACGCAGCCUAAAGUCCACUCUUUAAGAAGACUGGACCUCAUUCUCCGAUAUCUUCCUAAGUUUGUUCUUAACUGUGUUGUUGAGAAAGGUCCUAAGAAAAAGUCUACGUCAGAUUCAUGACGUGUUCUUGAAGCGCAGAGCUGUUCUCACCUUUGAGCUCUUGAGUGUGUAGAUUCUGUUCUCACCUAAGAACAAAUCCCAGAUAAGAAAACACUGGUGAAUCAGAAUCUUCGUCAGAACUGCGUAAGUGUGUUUGAAGAAGAAAUUUCUUCUUAAGAAUGGUUGGUGAAUGAGGCCAAUGGUUCUUCAAGGGUUCUAUAGUAAAGAGAGUGGUUCUAUAUCAGACCAUCUCUGUGUAGCACCGAAAGGCGUUCUUCUGUUGUUUACUGUCAAGCUUUUUGGUGCUAUACAGAACCAUAUUCAACACAUUUUCCAUCAAUGUGAAGAACCAUUUCACCAUGCAAAGAACAAUUUAAGCAUGCAUGGUACUUUGAGUGUUCUUGGUUCUAUAUAGAACCAUUGUCUGUGCUAAGGAACCCUUGAAGAACCAUCUUUUUCAGGAGUAGUGAGCUUUUUGUGUGAAUCGAAUUAGGAGCCCUGGCUGCUGUGUUCCUGCCUCCUCUUUGAUAGACAGAUACAGAUGUGUGUAGCUUGGAAAGGUGCAGUUGAUGCUCUGAGGAAACUGGGCAUCAGUUGUUCUCAGAAACUAGAAGUUCUGCCAGGAGAACAUCGGCUUAGUACGUCAGUUUAUAUUCUGCUGAGAAUAUGAACUGCCCAUGAACAGAUACAAACCAGCCAGCUUUAAAAUCCACAUAUGACAAAGGCUGAGUUCCCUAAAACCUAUAAAAAAGCUCCAUCAUAUUACUGGAAGAUACUUUUAUUUUGUUUUUUUUGCAUUGGUUUUCAUUUUGCUUUCGCCUUUGUCACAUUUCUCUGUUUCGUCAGGUGUUACAGAUAAAUAAUGAAGCAGAAAAAUGUAUUUUUUUCAUCCCUGUAACAUGAAGAAACUGUUGAAGGACCUUUAAGGAUAUUUAUUGAUGUAUAUAAGGACGUCUGAGAGGAGUUCUGUGACGUGCUUGUGACUUGCUAAGUGUUAAUCUCAUCCUGUUCUCUAGUCUGGCCUGGUUAGUCUGCAGUGUAGCGCUGCCGCCACUAGAUGGCAGCACCAUUAAUGAAUGAGUUCCCAUACAUCUCCUCAUUCCCUCACUGUCCUAGUGCUGUGGUCUUUCCUGGUCAUGUGAGCUGAUUCUGUUUAGACACACAAAGCUGACGUCAGUCGGUUCCUAUGCAGCAGCGUAACUACAACAGCUUUCUUUUCCUCUGUAGACGAAGCGGCUCUUUAAGGCCGGUGCAGGUUGAGGCCUCUUCAGUAGAACGAUUAUUAUCCCUCACUCAGGGCCUGAGGGUGUGGAGGGUAAUUGGGGUACACUUACCCUGCUGGUGACAAAGUGCUGGGCAGGCUGUGAGGUCUUUGGAGGUGGCGGGGGUCCGCACUCUGAGUGGAUUAUGCCUUUUAUUCUGUAAACCUAUGCAGUGUAAGCGGCCAGGGGCCGAGGAACGGGAAGGAUGUGGAUAUUGAAAUGUGAUGCCCCUCCCAAUAAAACGUCACUAUCAUAUUUUACUGCUGGUAAAAAAAAAUAUAGUCGUAUGCAAAAGUUUUGGCACCCCGGUAAUAUUACGUUUUUUGUCGAUGAAAAAAAUUAGUUACACAUCCUCUACAGAGACACACUUCUGCACUAUUUUAGACACAAUUAAUGUUUAUUUGCUGAAUUUCACAUAUAUUUAACAUAUUGGGGAAAAACCUAAGUGUGGCCCGUGGAAAAGUUAUUAUGCAUUUUAUAUUUUACGUUUUAUUUUUUCUAAUAUGUUAAUCUCAGCAAACAAAUAGAAGCUGUGCACUUAGAGUGGCAAAAAAUGUUACCUGUAGAG
Molecule: messenger RNA, 7104 nt
Organism: Colossoma macropomum (tambaqui)
Lineage: Eukaryota; Metazoa; Chordata; Actinopteri; Characiformes; Serrasalmidae
Gene: vav3a
Product: guanine nucleotide exchange factor VAV3
Exons: 28
Coding region: 1-2574 (857 amino acids)
Biological process (GO): regulation of GTPase activity; cell migration; intracellular signal transduction
Cellular component (GO): cytoplasm; plasma membrane
Molecular function (GO): guanyl-nucleotide exchange factor activity; protein binding
Source: RefSeq, a predicted model, not a curated record